GUGAGUAUGAGUAAAAUGACGUGUUACUGUUGAAGACAUUUCUAGACUAUUAAUAGAGUGGACUUUGGACAAGUGAAACGUAAUUUGUCUGUUCAGAAAACGUAUAUAUAACAAGACAAACUUAUUCAGAGAGAUAAAAGAAAGAGCAUAGAAGUAAAUAGGAGUGCUGAAAAGAAAACAGGAGAUCAUAACAUGGAGCAAAUAGAGGGAAAAGAAAAUAUGGAACAAGAGCAAGUAGCCGAUGAGCAGUUUAUAAACAAACUUGGUAACUUACCAGUUGUGAGCUCAGCAUGGACUCAAGCCUGUGACAUCUACAACAAGACCAAGGAAAGCAACUCUUUAUUGAGGGCUACAUGUAACAUGGCCGAGGGAGGUGUUCAAUCAGUUGUUUCUACAGCUAAACCCUAUGUUGAGAAAUACCAGCCACAAAUUGAGGCAGUUAAUGCAUAUGCUUGUGAAAAGUUGGCAUUGAUGGAAGAACAGUAUCCAGUGAUAACCAAACCAACCGAUGAGCUCCUCAAGGAGGGCAAGGAUAAGUGUGCUGGGGUGCUCAAACCUGUUACUGACAGGGUGAACGCCGUUAAGGACACAUAUAAUGGAAUGGUUAACAAAGGACAUGAAACAUAUGAAGCAACAAAAGGGAAGGUUGAAGCUGUAAAGGACUACAGUAUGACAACAGUGAGCAGAACUCUGGAAUCUCCUCUUGGAAAAUUUGCCAUGGAGAAAGUGAAUGAGGCACUGACAGUGUCUGAGGAAUAUGUCGAAAAAUAUCUGCCUCCUUCUGAAGAAGAAAUGACAGAGGCUGAAAAAGCUCCCUUGGAAGUGGAUGAAGUUGGACCUAUGACAAGAGUUACUUCCCUUAGUUCAAAACUUCGUGAAAGAAUGUACAAGAGGGCAAUGAAGGACCUUAAAGGACUACAGAUGAGAAGCAAGGAGAAACUUGAGGGUCUUAACUUUACUGUUGACCUGAUCCAGUAUGCCAAAUCAGGUGCUGGGGAGAUGAAAGACACGCUGGAGGAGAAAUAUGAGAUAGCUCAGAACAAGAUGGCCGAGUAUUGGGAGAAAAUUAAUGAUGAUGCUGAUUCUGAUGGUGAAGAUGCUCCAGAAACACUAGAAGGUAAAACUAUUGUAAUUGGUAGACGACUGACCAGACAGGUGAAACAAGGUAUGACCACUGUGUCAGGAUAUCUCCCUACCCGCCUUCAACCCACAGUUGUUCGUGAAAGAAUGGAAAAUUCUCUCAAGUAUACAGAAGAGCUGUACCAGGCAUUCAAAGAGGCACAGGGUUUUGAUGAUUUGCCACAGUGGUUACUUACACAAGCCAGAGAAAAGAUGUCUUAUAUACAAGAGACUGUGUCAUUUCUCACUGAAACAUUUCUCGUCUCUCCUAUCAGUUGGAUGGUUUCCAAACCUAGUAUAGAGCCAUCCCAACCAGAUGAAGAUAAUGGAGACGUUGAGAUGGAAUCUAUCAACAAUCCAGUUAAAGGCUCAGAAGAAAACAAAGACGUUAAUCAAGAAAAAGCAGAGAAUUAAAUAUUAGUGUGAUAAUUGUUGAUAAUGACUGAAAAUUGACACACAAUUACUAGUUCAUGGAUAAUAUUGACUAACUAUUUAAAUGAUAACAUGAAAAAUUACUAAUGACAGCUUUCAGUAUCUGUGUAUUUUGUGGACGUACUUUGGAAUCUUUAAACAACAUUUUUGGUCUGAUCUCUUUGUUUAGAAUUGAAAAGGCUUAGAGAAAUUGUUACUUUUUGAUGUGUUUGCUACAAUAUUUAUGUAUUUUGUAUACUUUUGGCAUUUAUAGAUAUAAAUCAACUGGCUUGAAAAGAUAUUUUGAAUAAAGUUUACAUUUU
Messenger RNA from Ruditapes philippinarum (Manila clam), 1853 nucleotides. RefSeq names its product perilipin-2-like. Lineage: Eukaryota; Metazoa; Mollusca; Bivalvia; Venerida; Veneridae. The record is from RefSeq and is a predicted model, not a curated record. The transcript is spliced from 9 exons. Gene Ontology annotation, biological process: lipid storage; positive regulation of triglyceride storage. Bases 193 to 1533 code for a protein of 446 amino acids. Gene Ontology annotation, cellular component: lipid droplet; cytosol.